Dermatophagoides pteronyssinus (European house dust mite) is the source of this 938-nucleotide messenger RNA. Its product is annotated as rRNA-processing protein UTP23 homolog. Lineage: Eukaryota; Metazoa; Arthropoda; Arachnida; Sarcoptiformes; Pyroglyphidae. Gene Ontology annotation, cellular component: small-subunit processome. The record is from RefSeq and is a predicted model, not a curated record.
UUUUUUUUUGAUUUUGGAUUCUUUUUAAUUUUGUCAUAUUAUCGGUAUUAUUUUGAAUCAUUAGGCUAGUUUUUUUUCAGAUAAAUUUUGAAAAUUUAAUAAAAUGAAAAUAACUCGAUACAAACGAGCUCAACGUCAUUUGUUAUUUUAUCGUAAUUAUUUUGAUUUUCGACCACCUUACCAGAUUAUUUUGGAUGCAACAUUCUGCCAAGCUGCUUUAAAGAAUAAAAUCAAUCUUAAAGAGCAAAUUCCGAAAUAUUUAAAUGAUGAGGUCAAAUUAUUAACAACUGUAUGUGUUGUUAACGAAACAGAACGACUUGGUAACUCGCUUUAUGGCACAAUGCUUGUUAUCAAACAAUUUCCGAUCCAUAAAUGUGGCCACGAAAAGAAUCCGAUUUCAGCAAAUGAAUGUCUGUUUUCUUUGAUACAACGGAAAGAAGAGCAUUAUUUUUUGGCAACUCAAGAUCAAGAUCUUACGGAAAAAACGCGUUCGCUUGCCUAUGUUCCAAUCUUAUUUAUUAAAAUGAAUGCAAUAAUUUUAGAGCAACCAGCAACCGAAGCCAGAGAUAAAGCUAUCGAAUCACAACAACGUUUUCAUCAGGUCGAUUCCCAUCAAUUUCAAACUUUGAAAAAAUUAAAAAAGAUUGAAUCCUUGGACAAGCCAGCCAAUAUCAAACGAAAACGCAAAGGUCCGAAAGGUCCUAAUCCAUUAUCGUGCAAAAAGAAAAAAACUGUUGCUUUGAAUAAGGCAUCAUCUUCAAAUCCGAAUGUUAAAUCUGUGAAACAAGACGGUAAAAAGAAACGAACAAAAACCAAACGUAUACCUAAUCAUAUUAAACGAAUGUUUCAAAAAAUCGAAACUGAUCUAAAUCUAAAACAACAAUCAUCAUCUUCAUAAUUUUAUUUUUUAAUAAAUAAAUGUUUAUCUUUUUUAAAUU